AUGCGAAGGGGAGGAGAACAUUUGGCCCGAUUGAGCAAGGCAAGCGGAAACAUCAGCUUCGGUAAGGGUUUUCGCUGUGGUGCUAUGGUUAGUUCCGCCUCCUCAUCGGCUCAUUCAUGCUUCAUCUGCUUCGAAUCAAUCCAACCGACUCAUAAUCGCUUCUUCCUCAUAUCUCUACAGAUCCCGAUCAAAGAAAGGUACGUUCGAUUUGCUGCUGUUAUUCGAUUCAAUUGGGAGAUGGAUCUAACAUAUGUGUUUUUUUUAAAGGCGAUGAACUGUGCACAUAAGGUGCUCGAUAAAAUGUCUGUGAGAGCAUUUUCGACUGGAAUGAUGGAAGGGAUCUCGAUGGGGCAGUUGCUUCGAUCGGUUUAUGAACCACAAGAUCUUAUCGUGAAAACGUCUACUCAAAACCACAAGGUUUCUGCUAUUUUGGUGUUCAGAGACUUCACUUCUUCUGACCCCUUUCACGGGCAAUUUCCCACGUUAUGGGAGAGAUUUUGCAAACCAAAAAGCGGCAGCGAGGUGUACCAAUGGAAAGAAACCCAAUCCUAA
Molecule: messenger RNA, 552 nt
Organism: Lactuca saligna
Lineage: Eukaryota; Viridiplantae; Streptophyta; Magnoliopsida; Asterales; Asteraceae
Source: the annotation of a GenBank genome assembly